Messenger RNA from Aphidius gifuensis, 1902 nucleotides. Its product is annotated as cilia- and flagella-associated protein 206-like. Gene Ontology annotation, biological process: regulation of cilium beat frequency. The transcript has 12 exons. Lineage: Eukaryota; Metazoa; Arthropoda; Insecta; Hymenoptera; Braconidae. Gene Ontology annotation, cellular component: axoneme; ciliary basal body. The coding region runs from base 1 to 1842 and encodes 613 amino acids. The record is from RefSeq and is a predicted model, not a curated record.
AUGUUUGUCAACAAUCAACCAACCCAAUAUAUUAUAUCAAAAAUUAUUGAAAAAUGUGAAAAUAAUAAUGUCAUUGUAUCAAAAGAUAUUGUUUCAUUUAUUUUGCAUUUGUGGGAGUUAAAUCCAUCCUAUCAAUUUGUAAAUAUUGACAAUGACGAUGAAAUUAUUGAAGCUAUUGCUGAUAAAUUAAUUGACAAAAAAAGUCCAAGUUUAAAUACUCUAAAAAUACAGCUGUAUUUUGCAAAACAUUACUCAACUAAAAAUGAAAUUGUUAAAAAACAUAGACAAAAAAUUAAAAAAAAAACAUCUCCACUAGUUGAAGAAAUAUGUAAAACAACAAUAGCAUCAAAUGAUCGUGAUAUUGAUAAACUUUAUCAAAAAAUAUUAAUUGUUAUUACCUUAUUGAGUGGACUGGGUAAUCCAAUGGAGCCAACAGUUUUAAAAGAAGUUGCAAUUGCUCUUCAAAGUGUAUAUUUACCAUCAGAAUUAAGUCACUUUGUUUUGAUGAAAAAAAAUGACAAGGAAGCUCAGCUACAAGAGCUUGUUGAUAUCAUUGCUGGUAUAAGAUUAUUCAACAAAGACUGUCAACGUGGUGGAGAAGGCAUUGAUGAUUUACCAAGUAUUCUUCAAGAAGCUGUUGUUAAAACUCGUGAUUCAAUUUUGGAACUACUGGAGGACUUGAUGAAGACAGUGUAUCGUUUGACAGCAGCUGUAGAAAAUAUUGUGCAAAUAUUGUCAUUCAAAACCAAUUAUUCAAGUGAUAAAAAAAUUGAUAAAGAAUAUACCUGGAUCAUUGAGAUGCUGAUUGCCUAUAGACAGCAAGAAAUUUACACGAGAAAAAUACUUGCUGAUGUUGAUGAACUGGCAAAUGAUUUGAACAGCUUGAUGGACCGGUUGCAAGCUAGAUUAUUAAAACUUCACAACACUGUAAAAUUUAGAACAGCAAUACCAACUCUUCAAGUUUACCCACAAUUUAUUGAUCUUGCUGAUAUUUGGAUAAAACUCCAAGACCAAGUUAUACUUUUGACUCACAUUAAAAAUCUUCUUUGUGAAAUGAAAUCACUCAAUGAAGUUAUUGAAGUGCAUGAUGAAUCAAUAAUUGAUAUUUUUAUAAGAGACAGUAAAGUACCAUCUGAUGCCGAGCGAUUGGAACAAUCAAUGGGAAAAAUUAUCACUGAAUGUGGUGACUGUUCAAUAAUCUAUCCAAACACAACAAAAGACUUUGAAAAAACUCCCCUAGAGUUUUUAGGAUUUUGUGCAUGGACCUUUGUUGCUGGUCAUGGUGCAUUAAUACCAGGUAAUCCAAACAUUGGUAUUGUACAGUGGAGAAAUAAAUAUUUUGCAUUUAGUUCAAACAAUGCAGCUAAAAAAUUUGGUGCUGAUCCAACAAGACAUGUUUCUGAUGGAUUUAAUUUCAUUCGUUGUCAUCCAGAAUACAUCCAGUUAUUUCAACUCUACGAUGACCUACAAACAUUCAAGAAUCAACAAAAGAUGAGUGAUAGUACAAUUGUUAAAUCACAUCAAGAUGAAAUUUUACAAACUGAUACACAUAUACUUCCGGCAAAUAUUGAUGCUAAUAAUUAUUAUCAUCACAGUAUUUGGGAACACAGACGACGAGCAUUAAGAUUGGCUGACUUGUCAAAGCUAUCAACAAAAAGCACACAAACAUAUUCAUCGUAUUUUAAAAAAACAGUAACAAUACAAACAAAUAAUCCAAAAGAUAUUUCAAUACAAACACGUAGAGAUAAUUAUACAAAUACAAUUAAUGAAAAAAAUUAUAUUUUUGGUCUUAGAGGAAAUAAAAGUAAUACUCCAAGAGUAUUAACAUUUUCAAUUAAUUAAUUUAAAUAAUAAAACAAAAAUUAUUAAUCAUUGUAACAAUAAAUUGUUGUUUUUUUACCA